AGCAAAGAGAGAAUUUGGUUUUUUAAGAAGUGGUGUUUCUCAUCAUCAUCAUCGCCUUUGCGCAAUCUCACUAGUGAAUACGGCGCCAAGGUUAAAAGACACAAGAGAGAGAGAACCCAAACACAAAGUGGAAGAUCGAUCGGUUCGUGUAAUGGAGCCAGAGAUCGCUCAUCCCGUCGCUUCUUGCUCCACAACUCUUACCCCUAACAAGGUGGAAACUCCAGAAGCUAAUGGUGUGGAGCAACAAUUUAAUAACAACAAUGUUGAUAAUAAGAACAAAGGGAAGGCUAUACUGAUGGGAGACGAUGAUGAGCAGCUUGAGGGAUCUGCUAGUGAUUGUUAUGACACAACAAACAACGAUGAGUCGUGUCCUGGCUCCUCUCCGUUGUCUAAUAGUUUGCUAGACCCUGAUUCUUUAAUCUACGAAGACGACGAUGACUAUUCUGAUCAGUAUGGGUAUGAGAUGGAGGAUGAGCUUGAGGAGGAUGAUGAUGAUGAUGAUGAUGGUGCUGAUGAUUACGUCUCAGAGUAUCAAGCUCUUUUUGAUGCUAAGGAGAAGGAAAUCCCAGCUGGUGUUGAGGUGACAAUGGACUGGCUUCCAGAUUCUGAAACUGGUAAAUCAAGUGGAAGUGGCAAAAGUUCUCGUGACGAGCCAGAAGCUCCUAGCAGCAGCAGCAGUAGCAGCAGCUCAAAGAAGGCUCCGGUUGCUCAACCGUGGAAUGCUUUGCCACACAACGCUAAAGGAGUGAUACCAAACUCUGCUUACGCAUUGCCACUGAAAAGCCAGACUUACCACUACUCUGCAUCGCAAGCUUUUAAGUAUUCUUCCAGUGAUAUUGAGCCUCAGACUCCUGAUACAGUGAUGGUGGAGGUUCCGGUUCCGGUUCCAGCUCCGGCUUCUUCUGGUUUAGUGCUUCCGGUACCAAACCACCCAUCCUGGUAUAAAGGGCAUAAGAUGUAUCCUUCUGCUCGGCCUAGAGUGGAGGAGGUUAUUCAAGGUCAGGGUUCUUCCAGAGUUAAGAGGAAUAUGGAGGAUUAUCUUGGCAAGUAUUUGUUUUUCAAAAAGUUUGACAUUGUUGAAGAUUUGGGGGACCAUGAAUACGCUACUCAGGGAACAUCUUCAAAGCAGCAUUCGAAAGAAUGGGCGAAAAGGAUCCAAGAGGAGUGGAAAAUUCUUGAGAAUGAUUUGCCAGAGAUGAUAUUUGUCAGAGCUUAUGAGUCUAGGAUGGACCUUAUGAGGGCUGUGAUUGUUGGAGCUGAUGGAACUCCUUACCAUGACGGUCUCUUCUUUUUCGAUAUCUACUUCCCGGAUACAUACCCUUCUGUGCCUCCGAUGGUUCAUUACCAGUCUGGUGGGCUAAGAAUCAACCCAAAUCUGUACAAUUGUGGGAAAGUGUGUCUGAGUCUUCUCGGCACUUGGAGUGGUGCCCCGAGGGAGAAGUGGAUCCCCAACAAUUCUACAAUGUUGCAGGUUCUCGUCUCAAUCCAAGGUCUGAUUUUGAAUGAGAAGCCUUACUUCAACGAGCCUGGCUACGAGAGAUCAGCGGGUUCUACAGCCGGGGAGUCCCAGUCUAACCUUUACAGCGAGAACACCUUCUUGCUUUCUUUGAAGACAAUGGUUUACAACAUGAGGAGACCACCCAAGUAUUUUGAAGACUUUACGUAUGGGCAUUUCUUUAGCUGUGCUCACGACGUGUUGAGGGCGUGUACUGCUUAUAGAAACGGAGCUUUAGUGGCGUCUUUGGUGAGGGGAAAGGUCAAAGAAGGGGAAGAGAGUAGCGAGAGAUGCUCUGAGAAGUUUAGGCAAGAGGUGGGUACCAUUGUGGACACACUUCUGUUGAAGGAGUUCAUUCUUCUAGGUGUUCUUGGUCUGGAGCCGGAAGAAGAAGACAAACCCUCGGAGAUUAACGUUGCAGAGAGCAGUAACAGACCACCGAGAGGCGGAAUGUCUUCAAAUUAAGCUCCGUUGCUUCCUUUUUCUUAUUUUGAGUAGCUUAAAGCUCUUCUUAGGCGAGAUUUCUUUAAUGUUAACAGAACAGAGAGGACUUAGUUGAUCUCUUUUCUUAUUAUCAUGGAUCCUUUCUUUCUUAUAUAUGACAUGCCUUUAUUGAGAUGUCAAUCUCAUUUGUACAGUUGCCUUUUUAAGAUAAUUAUCAUCAUAAUAUGU
Messenger RNA from Eruca vesicaria subsp. sativa (arugula), 2167 nucleotides. The record is from the annotation of a GenBank genome assembly. NCBI's taxonomy places the organism in Eukaryota, Viridiplantae, Streptophyta, Magnoliopsida, Brassicales, Brassicaceae.